Molecule: messenger RNA, 3084 nt
Organism: Protopolystoma xenopodis
Lineage: Eukaryota; Metazoa; Platyhelminthes; Monogenea; Polystomatidea; Polystomatidae
Source: the annotation of a GenBank genome assembly
AUGGCGCCUAAACGUUGUAAUUUGUGGUUCAAAAGCAAACAGUUCAAGACAAAAGACAAGCAAAUAUUACACGGAGUGCGACACUCGCCACCAUCCUCUAACACGUCUAGCCCAGAUGGUAGCCCAAAGUUGCAGAAAUCCCCGACUGGAUCACCCAAACUGCCACGCGCCCUGGACGCAGCGGCGCCUCCGGAAACCGGCGACUCACAGAUCCCCAUGGCAACAACAACAAUUAAGCCACAAAAUCUCAGAUGUUUGUGUUGCACCCGAUGUCUCCGGCCAUUUCACCGUCUAGGACGGCGGCAAAUUAAGACGCCUGCCUGUCCAGCCGUAGGCGUGGCUGACGAUCCUACAAACUCUUCAAUGUGUUCCCGCUUUCCCAGUCCGACAGGGACUGCGACUAACGCAGAGGCCCCAUAUUCAUGCCAUAAACCUUCAACAAUGAUCAUUUCGGGUCCGAGUGAACCGGCCUCCGCGACCGCAUCAGGGCCUGUCGGUAAACUCGACCUUACCUUGACUGAAACCAUUGACGAUAGGUACCAGAAGGAGGGGUCGGAGAGGACAGAAGAUGGUGUAAACCGGUGUCUCGAACCGAGAAAGUGUGAUCUGGAUUCGGCUACACCCUGCCAUAACCGAGUGCACACAGGAGAGCCUUUCAGUGCAGCUCUAACAUGUGAAAAACCCACUCAAAGUCAGAGCUUUCAGCCAUUAUCCUCGAUACAGGUACACUUUCCUAGAGCCUCUCUUCUAAAAGGAGAUCAGGCUAUCGAAUCCACCUCGUCAGACGGAGGAAGAGGUGUCUAUCCGGGGCGGUUGGACACGGAGCUGGGCACAUAUCGGGUAGCAGCAACUGAAGCAGACACCCACGCAAGCAUCACUUAUGGCCAUGGCUUUGAUAAAACAGCUGGGCACACAAACAAGCAAGGCGAGACAGUUUUCAUUUCGGCUAAGGUUCAUUGUCCCCAAUCCAAAUCAGAUACCCCUUUUAGCCAGACUCGAGAUUUUAGCGUUUUGCCCCACUGCACCUACGCAACCAACGCAAACCCAACGGCCACUGUACAAAUCCCUUGCACCCCAUCUUCCUCCUCCUCAACUGUUACUCCUGUCCCUACCUCUGUAGCGCCGUUUCAUCCAAAUGGUCAACCAGUUGGGGUGGAAAAAGGGCCUCGAUUGGGCGUAGUUGAGACAAACAAGCCUGAAUCAUGCCCUCUUGGCGCUACUCCAAUUUCAUCUUUUGCCUCCCUCUCGCCUUCCAUCCCUCCCUCUACCCCAAUUCGCGCUGAUGUCCCGAUCGUUUCUGAUCGAACGGGAUGCAACGAUGCUGUAACUACGCACACAACCGCGAAAAUCGCCACGACCAACACUACCCAUUCUGUCAAUUCGACCCAAUCUACUUUCAUCUUAACUUCGGAUCACUACGACCAUUUGACUCGGAAUAAAUUGGUUCCAACUAAUUCUGAACGAUUUGCUCCUUCGACUGUGGAUAAACCGGCACCUCUGGUGAACAAACGUCGUCGACGUCUACGCAAACGCUUACGCAACUGGCUGUAUGGUUUGUUGUCACCCUGUGGCUGCGCGCGACGUCGGGCCGGGUCUGAAUCUCCCCCAUUCACUGCGCACUCUCAACCCUUUCCAUUGCCUCGGGAACGGGCUCGUUCUCGGGCUCGGAUCUCGGGCAAACCUCGACGCACAUGCUGCUCACCCUGCUGCCUUGGAUGCUGUACUUGCUGUUGCCGUGGCUACUCGGGCUCUACUGAAUCAUUUGCAACUGUCCAAACAAAUGUGCGUAACUCGCGAUACAUUCUGUCUCCACAAACGACAGAUAAAUCGGCUGAGUACAAGGAGCACGAGGUUGCAGCCGGCGAUGUCGAGGAAUAUUGGUACGGAUCGCGAAGUCCUGCAACACUUGUCCGUGAAUUGCACGAGACAAUCUGCAGCGUUGAAGUGAUUCAACCGCAAAAAUCCCCUAAACACCUGGUGGAGGCAAGCAAAGCAAACCUUACCUCACUCGUAACGGAGCAGGAGGCGAACUCUAGAUUGAAAUCAGAAGAGCUGAACAAUCAGUUCACUCUUCAGGCGGCAACGACGCCGGCAUACAGUGGCGGACAUCAGAUUGAACAGAAGGAGUCCGAGGAGUAUACAAAAACCAAAAUAUAUCCGUACACUAGACCAGGCUGUACUACUGCUCUGCUACUAGCCAGCGAUGGUUUGAGCGAUACCGAAAAAUCUUGGCUAUCGGAAGCAGUUAAUCGUCCGGAGGAGGUGCUGGUCCAAAGACAGGCUAAGAGGAUUUUGCUGCCAGAGUCAGAUUCACUUUGUUCUGACGAACAAAAUGGAGAGGAGGAGAGCUUUAAAGAAUUGGAACCAGAUGAGCCAGAUGCUAUACAUUUAACCAAAAUAAAUCUUCCAGAACUUGUGGUCUUAGAGGGAACAGAAGUGGUCACUUUCAGCUCAGUCGACUCCCUAGCUUCGUGGCAGGCAAAAGAACUCCAAUGCGACGGGAAGAAGACUAAUUUCUACUCUCAGAUAGAACAAGAAGACGAGGAGGAGAGUGAUUUUGUCAGUAUGCAGUCGAGUUCCUCAGUUGACUUGGAGGAGGCCGGCGCAUUGGUGAGCCAAGUGGAGACUUUGACAAAAGAAAGCCAACUUGAAGCGUCUCAUGAAGAAACCGUAUCAGACGAUGUGUUUGGUACCUUCUCAGAAGUUGACGAAUCAGUACGUCGUGCCGUAAUCAGUGAUGCCUGCUGCGUUGUCGCCUUGGCGCGGGAGGAAGCCGCGCUCAUCUGCCAGUCUCGACAUACUGUAUUUGCUUCUUUACUGGCAAAUGGAACAGUGCCUCAUGCUACUGAAGUUAUAGCAAAUACUGCAGACUGUGAGGCAAGCAAACUGGCCUCAGUGUUGGUGACAGAUUUAGACAAGGUGUCUUCAUGUGGAGUUACAUCCACCUCGAGCAUUGCCGGUUCAGUGGAUACUCAGAUGAACAUGCAACUUAUCGAGUCAGUCGAUGCAGCAUCAGAGCCUGAGUACAUCUCGCUCGGCAGUACCGAGGUUCAGGUGGGUGGUAUCACAAGUCAGAAUUUCUAA